This is a messenger RNA of Phalaenopsis equestris, 1228 nucleotides long. Its product is annotated as homeobox-leucine zipper protein HOX20-like. The transcript has 3 exons. Gene Ontology annotation, cellular component: nucleus. Gene Ontology annotation, biological process: positive regulation of DNA-templated transcription. The record is from RefSeq and is a predicted model, not a curated record. Gene Ontology annotation, molecular function: DNA-binding transcription factor activity, RNA polymerase II-specific; sequence-specific DNA binding. Bases 319 to 1068 code for a protein of 249 amino acids. Lineage: Eukaryota; Viridiplantae; Streptophyta; Magnoliopsida; Asparagales; Orchidaceae.
CCCCUUGCCGAAUGCCUCCGGAGUCCUACUUCCUCCUCAUCACGCCUCUCUUCUCUAACUUCCCUUCUGGUCAUGAAUUCAGACCAGAGGUAAUAUCAGUUGCAGAAGCAGCAGAGCAGCCCUGUUAAUGGCAAACGAAGGGGCAGUAAUGGAGAAGAUGGAAGGAGAAGAGCAAGGAAGCUGGGUUUCAGUUGCAGAAACCUUCCAUUCCCGUCACCUCUCCAACCCGUGCAUAAGCUAAUUUUAACAGAAUAUCACCGAUUACUUCACCCAAAACUACAGUUGUUCCAUCAAUCCGCCAUUCUCGCACCUCAAAACAUGAAGCGCCCGGCCGCCACCGAUUCCAUCAUCGCCCCCUUCUACUCUUCUGAGGAAAGAGGAGAAAUGAUGCCGGAAGAAGAAGACGAAGAUGAUGAGAUUUGCUGCGGCGGCGGCGGCGGUGGCGGCGGCGGCGGAUUGAAGAAAAGAAGGCUGGGAACUGAUCAAGUUCGAGCUUUGGAGCGAUGCUUCGAAAUAGAGAACAAAUUAGACCCCGAGCGAAAGGCUCGUCUAGCUCAAGAGCUCGGUCUCCAGCCCCGCCAGGUUGCCGUCUGGUUCCAGAACCGCCGCGCACGGUGGAAGACAAAGCAGCUCGAGCGCGACUUCGCCUCCCUCAAAUCCCGCUACGAUGCCCUCCGCCUCGACUUCGAUUCCCUCCGCCGCGACAACCACUCCCUCCUCGCCGAACUAACCGACCUCAAAUCCAAGCUCGGCCCAAUCGCCGCCGCUAAACACGAAUCAGUCCUCGCGGCGGCGAAGCAGGAAGAAGAGAAGAUGGAAGUUGUGAGACCGUUAGCGCCGCCACCGAUGCUCGGCGACGGAUCCAGCGACAGCGAUUCAAGCGUUGUGCUCACCGACGACAACAGAUUGGAAGGGGGAAUUGUGUAUCAGGCUCAGCAAAUGUUUAAGAUGGAGGAGCAUAGUUUCUUCGGCGGGGAGGAGCCCUGCAGCUCCGCCUUCUUCUCCGACGAGCACGUUCCGACUCUUGCUUGGUUUUGCAAUGAUCUCAACAGCGCCGGCGGCUGGUAAAUGAACGGUGAUUUAUGAGACCAGCUGCUAAGAAUUGUAAAAGGGCGGAUUAAAUUGUUGUAUCGCAGUGGGAGAUCGAUGAACAAGAUGGGAUUUUUCCUUCGGUUUGCUUGAGAAAUUUUUUGUAAAAUGCACAGUGUAUGUAAUAUUUACUUCAGUC